UGCGCAUGUUGGUCAGUCGUGUUUUAAAGAGUACAUUGCGGGGAGGCUGAGAGGGGCGCAUGCAACAACAACUUUUGGAAGGGCUAGGCCAGAGAGCCAGCUCCCUUCUCUGAAGAAGGGAUCAGAAGGACCCUGCAGUUGCCAAUGGGCAGCCAUCCAUGGGAGCGAGUGGACUGAGCUUUGCCCUCUCUGAGGUGGAGGGUAGGGUGCGAAGGUGCUGAAGGACAAAGUAGACAAAGCCCCUUUCUGUCUCCCAGGAUCCCCUUGAUUAUUCUGGCUGCUGUGUGGAUCUUGGAUUAUGAGGGAGCCAUAGCGGAAGCUGGAAGAUGAAUGAGGAGUCCUGCAAGAGAUGAGACUGGCUUGGACCAGUAUGGUAGCAGUAGAGAUAGGGGAAAGAUGGAAGAGAAGAGGCGAAAGUACUCCAUCAGCAGCGACAACUCUGACACCACUGACAGUCACGCUACAUCUGCAUCAAGAUGCUCCAAACUGCCCAGCAGCACCAAAUCAGGCUGGCCCCGGCAGAACGAAAAGAAACCCUCAGAGGUUUUCCGGACAGACUUGAUCACAGCCAUGAAGAUUCCAGACUCAUACCAGCUCAGCCCGGAUGACUACUAUAUCCUGGCAGACCCAUGGCGACAGGAAUGGGAGAAAGGUGUGCAGGUGCCCGCCGGGGCAGAGGCCAUUCCAGAGCCCGUGGUGAGGAUUCUUCCACCAUUGGAAGGCCCCCCUACCCAGGUGUCCCCUAGCGGCUCCGAACUUGGUGAGGGCUCCCAGCCUGAUUGGCCAGGGGGCAGCCGCUAUGACCUGGACGAGAUUGAUGCCUACUGGCUGGAACUCAUCAACUCGGAGCUCAAGGAGAUGGAGAGGCCAGAGCUGGAUGAGCUGACGCUCGAGCGCGUGCUGGAGGAGCUGGAGACUCUGUGCCACCAGAACAUGGCGCGGGCCAUCGAGACGCAGGAGGGGCUGGGCAUCGAGUAUGAUGAGGAUGUCGUCUGUGACGUGUGCCGCUCUCCCGAGGGUGAAGAUGGCAACGAGAUGGUCUUCUGCGACAAGUGCAACGUCUGCGUGCACCAGGCAUGCUACGGGAUCCUCAAGGUGCCCACGGGCAGCUGGUUGUGCCGGACGUGUGCCCUGGGUGUCCAGCCGAAGUGCCUGCUCUGCCCCAAGCGAGGAGGAGCCUUGAAGCCCACUAGAAGUGGGACCAAGUGGGUGCACGUCAGCUGCGCUCUGUGGAUUCCUGAGGUCAGCAUCGGGUGCCCCGAGAAGAUGGAGCCCAUCACCAAGAUCUCGCAUAUCCCAGCCAGCCGCUGGGCUCUGUCCUGCAGCCUCUGCAAGGAGUGCACGGGCACCUGCAUCCAGUGUUCCAUGCCUUCCUGCGUCACGGCAUUCCACGUCACAUGCGCCUUUGACCACAGCCUGGAAAUGAGGACUAUAUUAGCAGACAACGACGAGGUCAAGUUCAAGUCGUUCUGCCAGGAGCACAGUGAUGGGGGCCCACGGGGUGAAACCACGUCCGAACCCGUGGAGCCCAGCCCAGCCAGCGAGGACCUGGAGAAGGUGACCCUGCGCAAGCAACGGCUGCAGCAGCUGGAGGAAGACUUCUAUGAGCUGGUGGAGCCGGCCGAGGUGGCCGAGCGCCUGGACCUGGCUGAGGCGCUGGUCGACUUCAUCUACCAGUACUGGAAGCUGAAGAGGAAAGCCAACGCCAACCAGCCACUGCUGACGCCCAAGACCGACGAGGUGGACAACCUGGCCCAGCAGGAGCAGGACGUCCUCUACCGCCGCCUGAAGCUCUUCACGCACCUGCGGCAGGACCUGGAGAGAGUUAGAAAUCUGUGCUACAUGGUGACAAGGCGCGAGAGAACGAAACACGCCAUCUGCAAACUCCAGGAGCAGAUAUUCCACCUGCAGAUGAAACUUAUUGAACAGGAUCUGUGUCGAGAGCGGUCUGGGAGGAGAGCAAAGGGCAAGAAGAGCGACUCGAAAAGGAAAGGCCGCGAGGGUCCGAAGGGCAGCCCCGAGAAGAAAGAGAAAGUGAAGGCAGGGUCCGACUCAGUCCUGGGGCAGCUUGGCCUGUCCACUUCAUUCCCCAUCGACGGCACCUUCUUCAACAGCUGGCUGGCGCAGUCGGUGCAGAUCACGGCAGAGAACAUGGCCAUGAGCGAUUGGUCGUUAAACAAUGGGCACCGCGAGGACCCUGCUCCGGGGCUGCUGUCGGAGGAGCUGCUGCAGGACGAGGAGACGCUGCUGAGCUUCAUGCGGGACCCCUCACUGCGACCUGGCGACCCUGCCAGGAAGGCCCGUGGCCGCACCCGCCUGCCUGCCAAGAAGAAACCACCACAGGAUGGGCCCGGUUCACGGACGACUCCAGACAAAACCCCCAAGAAGCCCUGGGGCCAGGAUGCUGGCAGCGGCAAGGGGGGUCAGGGGCCACCUGCCAGGAAGCCACCACGGCGAACGCCUUCUCACCUGCCGUCCAGUCCUACAGCCGAGGACUGUCCCGUCCCAGCAGCUCCCGAGAGCCCCCCACCGCUGGCCCCCGAGACCCCGGACGAGGCAGCCCCAAUGGCUGCCGACUCGAAUGUCCAAGUGCCUGGCCCUACGGCGAGUCCCAAGCCCUCAGGCCGGCUCCGGCCGCCCCGCGAGAGCAGGGGAACCCGGAGAUCGCCAAGUGCCAGGCCUGAUGCCGGGACAGGACCGCCUUCUGCUGUGGCCGAGAGGCCAAAGGUCAGCCUACACUUUGACACUGAGACUGAUGGCUACUUCUCUGACGGGGAGAUGAGCGACUCAGAUGUGGAGGCCGAGGACAGCGGGGUGCAGCGGGGUCCCCGGGAAGCAGGGGCUGAGGAGGUGGUCCGCAUGGGGGUACUGGCCUCCUAAGUCACCCCCUACCCCUGUCCUGGGCCCUGCCCUGGUCCGCCCACGAGGCCUCAGCCCAGUCACAACUGCCAUUUCCAAUCUCUGCUGAGUGUCUCAGACCCUCGAGGCUGCCACUCUGUUGUGGUUUUAUUUUUAAUAUAAAGAGAGUUUCGAAUUCCACACUAUUGUCUUUCCUCUGUGCUGGCCUAGGACAUUAGGAUUCCUUACAUGGCUCUGGCCACAAGGACCACACCAGGUCCUGUGGCACCAUCCCUGCCGCGGCAGCAUCCCCGCCCGGCCCACGCGGUAUUGCUGGGCUCCUGGCUACACGUAGGCAAGGUGAAGAAGAGCUCAGGACUCCAGCCCGCUGCCACUGGGUGACACAGAGUGUCAUUUGGGCAUUAUUAUGGCAGAUGGGCCAGCCCAGGGCCUGUCCCACCUUGCCCCCAAAUCCCACUGGGGUCCAUCUGGGGGGUCCUGCUGCACUCCACUGAUCCCCAAGGAAGUAUAAUAAGUGAUACCCAGCCAGAGUCUACUCACUGUCACAAGCACAACGAGCUUAUACGAGAAAGCACUGAGGGGGCGAAGAGGGCCUGCUGGUUCCAAGGGAACCACAGCCGUUCCUGAUCAACCCACAUCAUCUGAGGCCUGCCCGCCCACCCUGUGACCCUCCACUCCCUUGCUGCUCUGCCCCUGCCAGUGCCCAGCCCGGCGGCUCUGGGAAGGGCUUCCCAGAAUCCUUCCUGAGCUGUGCCGUUUUCUCAGGGGACUCCCAGCCAGCCAGCCGCCAGUGCCGGCGGAGGGCUGUGAGGGAGGGCCAGUGCCCAGAUGGGGGGCGUGGGGCUCAGACUCGCCCACUGCAGAGAAUCGCUCUGGGACUCCAACUUUCCUUCCUUCCUUUGGGGCCAGUCUCGGCCGAGGUCUGAUCACUCCCAGAUAGCUGACCAGACCAGACCACUUGCCUUUUCAAGUUUCCCAGUCCUGCUAAGAGAUGAGCUUCUUCCUCGGUUUCCUUUUGGAAACUCCUCUUUCCAACAAGCAGUGGGAUCCCGGGGCCCAGGACGUGUCAGUGACGGCCGGCUGGGGCUGUUUUAAGUCUUGAUGGAUCUUCCUGGUUCUCUCUCUCCCUCCGAGCCUUAACCCCCUUUCCCAGCCAUUCCCUCCCUCCCCCCCAUCACCGUCCUGCCUUUCCACCCCCCCCUCUAGGUCCCCGGUAGUAGCUCUGAGGAGUUUCAGUGGAGUGGCCCCAGGGUGACAGCUCAGGAACAAACAAAAAAAGGAAUCAGUGAAAAUGUGUUUUUCUUUCUUUUAUGAAUUACUCGUGGAUCACUUCUGCCACUGGUAAAGCCAGAACUUCUCCAACAAGAACCUUGCAAAAGUCCAGUGAAUCAGUCGAAUCAUUCUGUGGAUGCCAAAGAAUAUUUUGACCAUAACACAGCACAGCCUGGACCUGACAACUUGUCACUUGGACUUUUUUUUAAAUGGAGCUCUUUAGCAACCAAGUAUAGAAACAUGUUCAUUGCACACGUCCAAGAGGCGAGCCCAAGCUCUUGGACGAGGAUGCUGUUCUGCUGCUGGUGUUGGAUUUCAGAUCCCCGGGCUGGGCCCACUGUGAGCUCUCCUGAACUCUGAGACUCACUGUGGGAGGAGACUGAUGGCGAAACCAGCGUGGCAAAAGUGUUAACCAUGGGGUUGCCCCCACGUGACACACAAAGCGCAAAUCAGCGGGAUGGGGAAGCAGCUCGAGCACCCAUCCCCGACUCCAAAUUUUCAAGGUACGACAGUGGCAUGAUCAUCGACACUCAGUUUCAUGUGAAUUUUAUCAAAACAGGAAACAAAGACAACGACUAAGUUUAAAGGGUCGGACAGAUUUGUCCAGUCGGAGCAGACUCGGAGUGGGCUUCGAGGACUCUGGGCGUUGGGAUGGCAUGAGCUACCAUGUAGAGUUUAGUCUGCCUGCCCGCCCACCUUGGUAGUAGUGGCCAGUGCAGUGUCAGCAUCAGCGUCCCAACCCCAUUCUCUGUUUACUGCCUUUGAAUAGACCUUCCUUCCCCGUGCUUCGGGUCACCUCGGGCCACAACCUUGUCUGUGCUGGAUUGCUCGGUCUGACCUCACAGGAAGCAAAGGGACGAGCUUUAAAGAACAACCAAACUCUGCCGGGGGAUGGGGGUGCCAGGAAUGGCUCGGGUCCGGUAGACCCAGUACUUGCCUGUUUACCCUUCAUCCGUCCUGAGGCAGAGUCUGGGCUCCCUGGGGGUGAGGGUAGGGAGAGAACCAGGGUGGGAAGGUAGUGGGUCUGGCCAGGGUCUGGACUGGGUGGGCCAGGCCAGGCAGCCAGCACUCUUCAGAGGGGCUCUACUCAAGUCGGCCUCUGGAUUCCGACCCUCUUCCCGAUUGGCUCUUGCUUUGGAUUGAACUAUCCCCGGGGCCCACAUCCUGCACGGAGUCCAAGUGUCUGUAAGGCUGGCUGGCCGGGGUCUCCCAGGCCACGCCCUAGAGCUGUCCUUGCCUGGCAGCUGUCCAUCCCUAGGAUGUCCACCGGGCUGCAAGAGGACAAGGAUACCGGUUCCCACUGCUGCCCUUUCUGCUGUUAGCCACAGCCCCUUCGCUCUUUUUCCAGCCUGCCGACGGCUUUGCCGCCUCGGAGGUUAAGAUGGGAAGCUGGGAAGAAGGCAGGAGGCCUUUUCCAGACCAGAGGCUGAGGCAGAUCUUUUGCUUGACCGUGUCUGCCCACACUCACUGGCCCUCCUCAGGGAGGGAGAAGCUGCUCUGGAACUCAUCCGGGCUGUCGCCACCCUCCCAGUCCCCACUGUCCACCUCCUUCCCCCUCAUCACAGUGAGAGAGGAUAAUGUGCGAGGAAAGUAUUUUUAUGGAUCAUAAAUGUAUUUUAGAACAAAUAAGGAGAAGAAAGGUAGAAGGGUUUAUUUUACUAAACGAGCUCUGACUCAGUGACAGUGUGUGAGCAUUUGCAGUGUAAAGGUCUCAGGUUCCUUGGAGAAGCCACCCAGGUUUCCAAACAUGGGUGUUGGACUGUGGAUGUGUGAGCCUGUUCCAGAGCACACCUUGUGUGUGUCCGAGUGCAUGCGUAUCUGUGUGUGUCGUGUAUGGGCACACGAUGGGACUUGGGGGACAAUUUCUAGAGAAUCACCUGCUCGAUUCUAACAGACAUUGGCAGCAGCUGGAUUUGGCAUUUCCUUGCUUACUGCCAGAUGUGGCCAACCUCUGCCCAUACCCGAAGCUCUGUAGAAUGGCCUGGGUGCCUGUAGCAAGGCCCUUGGGGAGGCCACUUCCCAUGCCCCUGGCCCAGCUGGCCACAUUGGCCAAAGAGUCAGGCUGGAGUCUGGGACCUUUGGUUGUUCUUUAAGGCACUUCCUGCUACUUUGUCCCUCAGAUGCACAACACUCUGUGCUCCACAUCGGCUCGGGGUGGGGGGAUGAUAUGAAUGUCGCAGGAGGAGACACCUUCUGUCUUUGUUUCAAUGAAAGUGAUGUGCCAUUUGUUAAUAUACAAGAGAAAUAUUGAAAAUAUAUUGAAAAGAGCAAUUUUAAAUUAUUUUUGGCUUAUGUUGCAAUAUUUAUUUUCUUGUAUUAGAAAAGAUUCCUUUGUAGAGAAAAAAUGUAUUUUUCAUUAACGCAAAAACCUAUUUCUCCUUUUUGUACAUUGUCCAUGUUCGCUACCCUUCACGAGCAAUAGAAUGUAUGGCCGCCUGGGGGUGGCCGGUGCCCGCGUGCCCUGCAUGAUUCUGUGUUGCCGCUGCUGCGUAGCUCCCAGUCCCAUCCUGUCCUGCUCACUCAUGGGGGUCUUCCAGAGCCCAGCCCCCACUAUGGCCCGUGUCUUCAGGACCCCUCUGCACUCCUCGUGUGUUGGCAAACGCAGUUAAUAAAGCGAUGUUUUCUGUG
Balaenoptera musculus (blue whale) is the source of this 6759-nucleotide messenger RNA. It is a transcript of the gene JADE2, whose product is annotated as jade family PHD finger 2. The record is from RefSeq and is a predicted model, not a curated record. Gene Ontology annotation, biological process: regulation of transcription by RNA polymerase II. Lineage: Eukaryota; Metazoa; Chordata; Mammalia; Artiodactyla; Balaenopteridae. Gene Ontology annotation, cellular component: histone acetyltransferase complex.